This is a messenger RNA of Blastomyces dermatitidis ER-3, 2058 nucleotides long. Its product is annotated as pentatricopeptide repeat protein. The record is from RefSeq and is a predicted model, not a curated record. Lineage: Eukaryota; Fungi; Ascomycota; Eurotiomycetes; Onygenales; Ajellomycetaceae. Bases 1 to 2058 code for a protein of 685 amino acids. The transcript has a single exon. Gene Ontology annotation, molecular function: protein binding.
AUGCGACUCCAGUCAUACCUUACAAACCGCACUCGAAUUAACGACUUGUUUACCAAUUCGCUUGUCAUGGCCGGACUAUGCAGAGAACACUCACCACGGAAAAGAAAAUUCGCGAGAAUGGCGAGACACUCGUCUCACACUGCGAUACAGCCGUCUCAGAAUAUACAAACGGAAGAGAAGGUUGCUAACGGGAGCAGCAUCAAUUCACAAACAGCCGACCCGCAGGAAGGACAUGCCCUUGUGUCGCAGAAAGCAACAAAAGCAUCUUCGAUAACCGUUAACCAGAAAUCACACCCCCCUACCCUACCUCCAGACUUUACGAUUGACCACGCCGCAUUCAAACGAGCGGCAGCUUCGAAACUCGACAAUACCAAACACCUUUUCCAGCUUUACCUCGAGACAUUGGGCAAGAAGGAAGGGCUAAAAUCCCUCCAGGUUGUAUUAUCAAAUCCAGCAAGAGAGAUAUGCAUGCCCCAGAGAAAACAGACAGAACCUUACCUGCCCGAUGCAGUGGAAAUCCAUGGGGUUCAACGACUAGUGGAUUUAUUGAACGAAGAGCGCAGCUCAAACCAACAGAUUUUCAGAGCAUAUAAAGACCUCCCAUCGCCCGGUGUAUUAUACCUUUCUGCCCGAAGUCGAAGACUCCUAUUGCAUCGCUUUGCGAGCCCCCCUCGUCGCCUACGUGUACAUGCCGAACGAUAUCUGAAAUUGAUAGACGAUAUGGCCGAAGCGUCGUUUUAUAUAUCGCCAUCGUUAUGGACCGCAGCAAUUCAUUUGGCAGGGAAGUCCUAUACGUCAGUAAAGAGGCCCGAUCUGAGAUCGUCACUGGGAAUGUGGAGGCGGAUGGAGCAUGAAGGCUUAGUACCGAGCUCCAGCAUAGCAUUCAAUAUAUUAUAUGACGUUGCUAUUAAAGCCAGGCAGUGGAAAGUUGCCGACAAGGUUAUUGAGGAGAUGAAAGCUCGUGGACUGGAGCUCUCUCGAUUCGGAAGGGUGGCUCACAUAUUUUCCUAUGGGCUACGCGGAGAUGCUGAAGGCGUUCGGAAAGCCUACCAUGAAUUUAUUCAACUGGGCGAGGUGGUUGAUACCGUUGUUCUAAACUGCGUCAUGGUUUCGCUCCUCCGGUGUGGGGAGCAACAUGUUGCAGAAAAAAUCUACGAGCGGAUGAAGGACAUGUACCUUACCCUAAAAGCGCAACGACCCGAACUCCUAAAUUCGAGUGUAUAUCCUUCACCAUCCGAUAAUUACGCCGCCUAUAGGAAGGCAACUAAGAGACUCGGUCGCGUUCUCGGGAUGACAACGUUUCUCCGUGAUAAGCUUCCGGAACACCACCGUGCAUUACAAAGAGCUAUGCCAUUGACUCCGGAUGGCAAGACAUUCCAUAUAUUUCUGUGGCACCAUGCAAACGUCACAGGUGAUUUACAGCGUAUAAUCGCACUCCUUGAGGACAUGAAAGUCACAUUCGCUAUUCCCCCGCAGGGGAUGAUCUACAUAUUUUUAUUUCACGGCUUCGCUGCCCAUGGGGGAAAAGAGGGCACACAGUGGACAUAUAAACGCCUCAAAGGUGUAUGGAAGCAUUUUCUUCGAGCCUUGUACCAUUCAAAGUCGGAACUUAGUGCCAAACGAGGUACCAAAUGUCGAAGGGAGAAGUUUGUGUGGGAGAGCCCAUUAUCCGAUGAACCAGACUCAUCUUCCCGCGGAUCCGACAGCGUUGAAGAAGCGCGCGAAGAAUCAUCGGACUCGAUGCUACACGAUAAUGACAGGGGAGUACACCAAGUAUCUUCGUCGAACGCUUCGCGCGAGGAUGGACCCCCUAAUCCCUUCGAGGAAGACGAAACCGAUGAUGACUGGCGGUAUGAGAAUACUGUGUACCUGGGUCGGAAGCUAAUAGUUUCCUGUCUAAGGGCGCACGCUGCUUGCGGUGGGCCCGAAGCUGUGCUGGAUGUCUGGGAACGAAUUGAACGUCUUUGGAAGCCCGAGUCACAGAAAAAAGCGGACAUCCUUGCUGUUAAAACAGUUCUUGAACAGCUCGUUCCUUUCGACUUUUCACGGCUUAAAUAA